AUGUUAGUCACCGCAGAAGGGAACCAAGGCCACAAGCGCAGCAUCGUACGCCACUUUGCGCCACACCUACUCGAUGACGCGUUGGCGAUCCAGGAGCGCAGAUACUUUGCGCUGGGACUUGCCCGCGUGCUGCUGGUGUUCGUGGUGCCGUCUUGCAUCGUCUUCUGCACACGUGACUGGUUCGUGGACACGAUCGUGUUCCUGGUGGUGGCGCUUGUGUGUUUAGUGGAGCUGGCGCUGGCGCUGUACCGUUACUACGUGCUAUGGCCUGAAGGACUACAAAUGCGCUCGGCCUACUGGACGGAGAUUGUCCAAGCGGAAGACCAAUACCGACUCAGGAUCCUGGGCUACUACAUCCGCAAGAUUGAUAAGUUUGUGGGCCGCUUCCCAUCGUCACUAAGUCCAAGCAAGAUCAAAAGCCACUAUCGUAAACGUACAUGGCCUUUGCUAGUGCUGUUUGUGGCGACGUACGUUGCUUGUCUCGCGUUCCUCGUGCAAACCAAGCGCGAGAAGGCGGUAAUGCGCACCUGGGCGUUCUAUUUGCUAUCAAUUGGUUGUGGACUUGUUGUACUGCGCUACGCCAAGUUGCACCUGAUCGAAUUACCGCAAGUACUAGCGCUCCGCGACCACCCAGAGUUUGCGACGGAUGGCCUUUUGAACGCUGCAGAAUCCAUUCCAUUCGCACGUACAGUGCCAUCGUACACUGGAGGUGAUAACGAUCACAUUAUCAAGGUUAACGUAGAAUAA
Messenger RNA from Phytophthora nicotianae INRA-310, 747 nucleotides. RefSeq lists its product as hypothetical. The record is from RefSeq and is a predicted model, not a curated record. The coding region runs from base 1 to 747 and encodes 248 amino acids. The transcript has 4 exons. Lineage: Eukaryota; Oomycota; Peronosporomycetes; Peronosporales; Peronosporaceae.